This is a messenger RNA of Ixodes scapularis (black-legged tick), 1133 nucleotides long. RefSeq lists its product as uncharacterized. The transcript has a single exon. NCBI's taxonomy places the organism in Eukaryota, Metazoa, Arthropoda, Arachnida, Ixodida, Ixodidae. Bases 13 to 1128 code for a protein of 371 amino acids. The record is from RefSeq and is a predicted model, not a curated record.
UCGUGAGUGAGGAUGUCCACGACAAAGAAGUGCUCAUAUAAUCCAGACUGGACGAACCCAAAUGUUUCUGGACAUAUAAGUUGGAUCCAACCCGUGAAAGGUGAUCCUCACAGCACGCAAUGUACAGUCUGCCGGAAGAGCUUUUCUCUGAGCAACAUGGGGAAGACGGCGGUUUCGAGCCACGCUUCGAGCAAGAAGCACCUUGGUGCUAUGAAGUUGCUUCCAAACUCAACCCAAGCAUGUCUCCCGUCGUUCUUCACAAGACCAGCGAACGUUUCGGCCGCUACUACUAGCGGCGCCGCGUGUGCUUCCGUGAAACAAGCAGCUACCGCGCCACCUCCGAACGUUUCGGCCGCUACUACUAGCGGCGCCGCGUGUGCUUCCGUGAAACAAGCAGCUACCGCGCCACCUCCGAACGUUUCGGCCGCUACUACUAGCGACGCCGCGUGUGCUUCCGUGAAACAAGCAGCUACCGCACCACCUCCGAACGUGUCGGUGGGUGGUUUUCUUUUUAAGACGAAUGUGACAAAGGCAGAGAUCAUUUGGUGCAUGAACUCGAUAAUGAUUCAUGGAUCAUUUCGCUCUACAGCGGCAUCUGCCGCGCUUUUCCCAUUGAUGUUCCCGGGGUGUGAAGUUGCUUCAAAAAUGCAGCUAGGGAAAGACAAGGUGGGGUACACCAUUUGCCACGGAAUUGCUCCCUACUUUCCAAGGCAGCUGCUCUCAAGCCUCAGCAGUGUGCCGUAUGCGGUUGUUGCGCUUGACGAGUGCUUGAACAAGGUCGCCCAAAAGCAACAGAUGGACGUACUAGUCAGGUACUGGGAUGGCUGUGUGAAAACUCGGUACCAAACUUCGUGUUUCCUGGGGCACUCAUGUGCAGAAGACCUGGCUUCUGCUCUCCGCAGCGCUACUCAAGAAAUGAGCCAAACAAAGAUUUUGCAAGUUUCGAAUGAUGGGUUCAAUGUCAAUUUGAAGUUGCUUAGGUCUCUGAAAGAAGAACUAAGAUCAUCAGAUGACAGUCACCAGAUCCUAGAUAUUGGAAGUUGCGGGCUUCAUGUUAUAAAUGGUGCUUACAAAGCAGGUCACACCGCAACUCGCUGGGACUUGGUAACUUUCCUUCGCAGCUGUUAAAACCU